AUGGCUUCAAGUCCGUUCUUCGAUCUGAUGAAUGCCCUGACAGCGCUGGAUGUCGAUAAAUUCAAGUCAUUUGAUACCAUCACCACGCCCUACAAACGACUAAAUGGAACCAAUCAGUCAAUCUUCACAGAUAUCUUUAUUCCCAAGUCUAUACUGCAGCAGCAACAACCCAGAAGAUGCCCCAUUAUCGUGCGGAUCCACGGUGGAUUCCUGAUUACUGGUUCUAGCCAAUACGCACCUUGGUUCUCGAGCUGGAUUCUCGAGUACGCUCUUGCAAGCCAGGCAAUCAUUGUCUCUCCAAACUACCGCCUUCUACCCGAAGCAUCAGGGCAAGAGAUAUUAGACGAUAUGGAGGACUUCUGGCGAUGGCUGCACAGCGAGCAGUUCAUGCAGUCUGUUACCAAGGCUGCAGGCCAGUCGUACCUUGUACUGGAUCGUGACCGGGUGCUUGUUUUGGGUGAAAGUGCAGGAGGCUAUCUAGCCAUCCAGCUCGCCAUCAGCCACCCGUCCGAGAUCCGCGCCGUCAUCGGCGCCUACCCCAUGCUCGACUUCAAGGUCCCCUUCUACACGGACAACUACCCCAAACCUAUCGUCGGGGUGCCCAACCUGCCAAGCCAGGUUGUUGACGACCACCUUCUCAGUACCCGUGAAACCCCUGCGGCAAUCACCGCGGCCGACCCGCCCGAUAGACUACGGCUUGCGUUCGCGAUCGUUCAGAAUGGGCGGUUUCUGGAAUUCUUCGGCUCGCCUGACGAUUAUAGUCUCUUUCCAAUGGAGAGGAUUGAGCGUCUUGCCACCGUGGGGAGACUGGAAUUCCCACCUCUGUUUGUAUUCCACGGGGAGCAGGAUUCGGCUGUCCCCGUUGAUGGUACCCGGCGUUUCGUUGCCGUACUGCGUCAGCUCUCGCCUACGGCGCAGGUGGAAUUCUAUACCCAGGAUGGAGACCAUGGGUUUGAUGUGGAGGCUACGCUGGAGACUCCUUGGCUUAGGGACGGGCUGCGGAGCAUUUCCAAAGCGUGGUUGGACGGUCGUAAUGUCCGGGGUGAACGUUUGUGA
Molecule: messenger RNA, 1056 nt
Organism: Aspergillus fijiensis CBS 313.89
Lineage: Eukaryota; Fungi; Ascomycota; Eurotiomycetes; Eurotiales; Aspergillaceae
Product: alpha/beta hydrolase
Exons: 3
Coding region: 1-1056 (351 amino acids)
Molecular function (GO): hydrolase activity
Source: RefSeq, a predicted model, not a curated record